Danio aesculapii is the source of this 6159-nucleotide messenger RNA. It is a transcript of the gene smc1a, whose product is annotated as structural maintenance of chromosomes 1A. The transcript has 26 exons. The record is from RefSeq and is a predicted model, not a curated record. The coding region runs from base 126 to 3824 and encodes 1232 amino acids. Gene Ontology annotation, cellular component: chromosome; nucleus; cohesin complex. Gene Ontology annotation, biological process: sister chromatid cohesion. Gene Ontology annotation, molecular function: DNA binding; ATP binding; ATP hydrolysis activity. NCBI's taxonomy places the organism in Eukaryota, Metazoa, Chordata, Actinopteri, Cypriniformes, Danionidae.
AAACACGGUAUAAAGCAUCUAAUGACCGUUUUGCAUCCAAUUAAACGACAUCUGUAGAAGCUCACCGACACAGACUGCAGCAGCGCAUCUACAGUAACACGCCUCUCUCAGAACAAUCAGACAGUAUGGGAUAUUUAAAACUAAUCGAGAUCGAAAAUUUCAAAUCCUAUAAAGGACGCCAAAUAAUAGGACCGUUUCACAAGUUUACUGCAAUAAUUGGACCAAAUGGAUCAGGGAAGUCCAACCUGAUGGACGCCAUCAGUUUUGUAUUAGCAGAGAAGACCAGUAACUUACGUGUUAAAACCCUGAAGGAUCUCAUCCAUGGAGCACCAGUGGGAAAACCAGCAGCAAACCGUGCCUUCGUGAGCAUGGUGUACUGCGAGGACAAUGGGGAUGAAUGCACUUUCACACGGGCCAUCAUUGGUUCUUCGUCAGAGUACCGAAUCAACAGUAAAGUGGUCGGGCUCUCAGAUUACAGUGAGGAACUGGAGAAACUGGGUAUACUUAUUAAGGCCAGAAACUUUCUUGUGUUCCAGGGUGCAGUGGAGUCUAUAGCCAUGAAGAAUCCUAAAGAGAGGACGGCUUUGUUUGAGGAAAUUUCCCGUUCUGGUGAAUUGGCCCAGGAAUAUGACCGCAGAAAGAAAGAGAUGGUGAAAGCAGAAGAGGACACACAGUUCAGCUAUCACCGUAAGAAGAACAUUGCAGCAGAGCGCAAAGAAGCCAAGCAGGAAAAAGAGGAGGCCGAGAGGUACCAGAGACUGAAGGAUGAGGUUGUCAGGGCUCAUGUUCAGCUACAGCUCUUUAAACUCUACCAUAAUGAGGAGGAGAUCGAGAAACUGAACCGAGAGUUGUCUCAACGCAACCGUGAGAUUGAUAAAGACAGAAAGAAGAUGGAUCAUGUGGAGGAAGAGCUCAAGGACAAGAAGAAAGAGCUUGGAAGAAUGAUGAGAGAUCAGCAAAAUGUGGAGAAGGAGAUAAAAGAGAAAGAUGCUGAGCUGAACCAAAAACGGCCACAGUAUAUCAAGGCCAAGGAGAACACGGCCCAUAAAAUUAAGAAGCUGGAGGUGGCUCGAAAGUCUUUGCAGAACGCCCAGAAGAUGUACAAGAAGCGUAAGGCGGACAUUGAGGAACUAGACCGUGAGCAGGGGGCUGUGGAGAUGUCAAGGCAGGAAUUUGAAGAGCGGAUGGAAGAAGAGGCACAGAGUCAAGGUCAAGAUCUGACGCUGGAGGAGAACCAGGUGAAACAGUAUCACAGGCUGAAGGAGGAGGCUAGUAAGCGAGCAGCUACUUUGGCACAGGAGCUGGAGAAAUUUAACAGAGACCAAAAGGCUGACCAGGAUAGACUAGAUCUGGAGGAGAGGAAGAAAAUUGAGACUGAGGCCAAAAUAAAGCAGAAGAUCCGAGAGAUUGAAGAAAACCAGAAGCGUAUUGAAAAGCUGGAGGACUAUAUUGCGACCAGCAGACAGUCUCUGGAUGAACAGAGGCGUAUGGAAGAGGAAUUGACUGAGGAAGUGGAGCUGGCCAAAAGAAGGAUUGAUGAGAUAAACAUGGAGUUAAACCAAGUGAUGGAGCAACUUGGAGAUGCUCGCAUUGACAGGCAGGAAAACAGCCGUCAGCAGCGCAAAGCUGAAAUUAUGGAGAGCAUUAAACGGCUCUACCCUGGCUCAGUGUAUGGCAGACUGAUCGACUUAUGCCAGCCAACCCAGAAGAAAUACCAGAUUGCUGUGACCAAAGUUUUGGGAAAAAACAUGGAUGCCAUCAUUGUGGACUCUGAGAAAACUGGCAGAGAUUGCAUCCAGUACAUUAAAGAGCAAAGAGGAGAACCUGAGACUUUUCUACCCCUUGACUAUUUGGAGGUGAAACCCACAGAUGAGAAACUGAGAGAGCUUCGGGGGGCUAAGCUGGUGAUUGACGUGAUCCGCUACGAGCCCCCACACAUAAAGAAAGCCCUUCAGUAUGCCUGUGGAAAUGCUUUAGUGUGUGAAAAUGUGGAGGACGCUCGCAGAAUUGCCUUUGGAGGACCAUAUCGACAUAAGACUGUGGCCUUGGAUGGCACUCUCUUCCAAAAGUCAGGUGUGAUCUCUGGAGGAGCUAGUGACCUGAAAGCCAAGGCUCGGCGCUGGGAUGAGAAAGCUGUGGACAAACUUAAGGAAAAGAAAGAGAAACUGACAGAGGAAUUGAAGGAACAAAUGAAAGCAAAGAGGAAGGAGGCAGAGCUCAGACAAGUCCAGUCUCAGGCUCACGGACUGCAGAUGAGACUCAAAUACUCUCAGAGUGAUCUGGAACAGACAAAAACCCGCCACCUCUCUCUAAACAUGCAGGAGAAAUCAAAGUUGGAGAGUGAGCUGGCAAAUUUUGGUCCACGAAUCAAUGACAUCAAGCGAAUCAUCCAAUCACGAGAGAGGGACAUAACACAGCUAAGAGAUCGUAUGAACCUGGUGGAGGAUGAGGUCUUUUUUGAAUUCUGCAAAGAGAUUGGUGUGCGAAAUAUUAGAGAGUUUGAAGAAGAAAAAGUGAAGCGCCAAAACGAGAUUGCCAAAAAACGGUUAGAGUUUGAGACCCAAAAGACCCGCCUGGCCAUUCAACUGGAUUAUGAAAAGAACCAGUUGAAGGAGGACCAGGAGAAAGUCAUGAUGUGGGAGCAGACUGUGAAGAAGGAUGAGAACGAGAUUGAAAGACUUAAAAAGGAGGAACACAGGCACAUGAAGAUCAUUGAUGAGACUAUGGCGCAGCUACAGGACCUGAAGAACCAGCACCUCACUAAGAAAGGAGAAGUUAAUGACAAGAACCGAGAGAUGGAGGAAAUCCGCAAGAAACUGGGCUCGGCCAACAAAGAGCUGACCCAGCUGCAGAAGGAAGUAACCGCCAUUGAGACCAAACUGGAACAGAAACGCAGUGACCGACACAACUUACUGCAAGCAUGCAAGAUGCAGGACAUCAAACUGCCCCUCAAAUCAGGGACAAUGGAUGACAUCAGCCAGGGAGAGGGAGGCUCACAAGCUGAAGAUGCGAUCAGCAGCCCAAAGGCAUCAAGUUCGGUUCAUGCCAAAGAGGCCCUUAUUGAGAUUGACUACAGCAACCUGAAUGAGGACCUCAAGGAUGCUCUGUCAGAAGACGAGAUCAAAGGAGAGAUGAACACCCUCCAGCAGAGGCUGAACGAGCAGCAGAGUAUCCUGCAGAGAAUCAGCGCUCCCAACAUGAAGGCCAUGGAGAAACUGGAGAGCGUCAGAGACAAGUUCCAGGAGACCAGUGAUGAGUUUGAAGCUGCCCGGAAAAGAGCAAAGAAAGCCAAACAAGCAUUUGAGCAGAUCAAAAAAGAGAGGUUUGACCGUUUCAAUGCCUGUUUUGAGUCUGUUGCCACAAACAUUGAUGAGAUCUACAAAUCACUGUCACGUAACAGCAGUGCACAGGCAUUCCUUGGACCAGAGAACCCAGAAGAACCUUAUUUAGAUGGAAUCAACUACAACUGUGUGGCCCCAGGAAAGAGGUUCAGGCCCAUGGAUAACCUUUCAGGAGGAGAGAAGACUGUGGCAGCUUUAGCUCUUCUUUUUGCCAUUCACAGCUAUAAGCCUGCACCUUUCUUUGUCCUGGAUGAGAUUGAUGCUGCUUUGGAUAAUACCAACAUUGGCAAGGUGGCCAACUACAUAAAGGACCAGUCCGUCCAGAAUUUCCAGGCCAUUGUUAUCUCUCUCAAAGAGGAGUUCUACACAAAAGCUGACUCUCUCAUUGGAGUUUACCCUGAGCAAGGAGAUUGUGUCAUCAGUAAGGUGCUGACCUUUGAUCUUUCUCAGUAUCCAGACGCCAAUCCUAAUCCUAAUGAUUAGGUUGUGUUGAUCUAAAUUUAUUUGUAGACAGCUGAGUGAAUGAUUAGUACCUUUUCAAAACAUGACUAUAAUCAUUGAUGUUGACUUUUAUUUAAAUGCAGAAUGUAGCUAUAUAAUGUCUCCAGUUGUAUUCCAUAUAGUGUGCAUGAUUGUGUAAGUAUUAAAACAACACUCCUCUCAUUAAAAAAAACUCCACUAGAAAUAAUCAGUUGAGUAAGCUCUCAGCUUAGCAUAGAUCAUUGACCAGUAGCAUCUCGCUCAAAAAUAAACAAACAAGUUUUGAUAAUUUUCCUAUUUAUUUUUUGAAAAUAGGCUUAUUUUACAACUCCCUUAUGGGUGAACAGUUGAGUUUUACCAUUUUUUUAACUGAUAUCCACGUCUGGCGAAGCACUUAGCUUAGCGUAGAUCAUUGACCAGUAGCAUCCCGCUCAAAAAUGAGUUUUUACUAUUUAAAUCCUGACUCUUCUAGAGUUACAUUGUGUACUAAGACUAAGAAGUUGCUAUUUUCUAGGCCAAUAUGGCUAGGAACUAUACACUUAUUUCGCUGUGUAAUAUCAUUGCAAAGUUCCUUGAUCAUUACACUGAAAUGAGAGUAAAGUUCUUAGCCAUACUGCAUAGAAAAUUGCAUCUUUUCAUUUUACGUCACAAUGUUUAAUGGUUUAUGCUAAGCCAAAUCACCCUGAAGCCCAAGACUGGUUACUCACUGCAGCUAAGCAGGGCUGAGCUUGGUUAGUACCUGGAAAGGAGACCACAUGGAAAAACUAGGUUGCUGUUGGAAGUUGUGUUAGUGAGGCCAGCAGGGGGUGGUCAGCCUAAUGCCCCAGUUAAGUAAAGGGGACGCAAUACUGUCAGUAAGCACCAUCUUUUGGAUCAGACAUUAAACCGAGGUCCUGACUCUCUGUGGUUAUUAAAAAUUCCAUGGCACUUCUCGUAAAGAGCAAGGGUGUAACCCUGGUGCCCUCGCCAAAUACCCUCCAUCGGCCUCUACCCAUUAUGACCUCUCAAUCAUUCCCAUCUGCCGAAUUGGCUCUAUCACUGUCUCUCCACUCCCCCAAUAGCUGGUGUGUGGUGAGCGCACUGGCGCCGUUGUCCUGUGGCUGCCAUCCAACUGGAUGCUACACACUGGUGGUAGUGUGGAGAGACCCCCCUUUAAUGAUUGUGAGGUGCUUUGGGUGUAUGGCCAUACACAAUAAAUGCGCUAUAUAAAAACACAUUACUAACUUGCUUGCUUACAAGCUAAAAGUGCUCCUGCCAGACCCGGAGAUCGUCUGAAUGAAUUCAACAAUGGUAAAAAAAUAAACUCCUUAAUUCUAGGGGAGUUUAAUAAAAAAGUUGAGUGUUCCUUCAAUAUUAUUGUUGUGUUUUAAUAGUUGUUGUUCUGUGAAUAUUAGAUGUGUUUAAACAGCUUUUCUUGUUCUGUGUAGAUCUGUGGUGUUACUAAUAUUGACUGCACUAUGUAGCAACAGAAUGUCUUAGCUGCCUUUUGUCAAGUGUGCCUUGUGGAUGAUCCAUUCAUUCAGUAUAAUGUGGAAUAAGCAGUAUUUCUUCCUAUUUCUGUCCUCAUGGGUCAGUACUGUGUGUUAUGUCUAAACUGUAAUCAAACUCAAAAUAAGCGCUUGUGUCAGGUUCAUAGCCCUUUCCAUCAACAUGGUACAGUAUUCUUCACUAGUCAGAGAUGACACAGUAGAUUAGUGGCUAGAACUUUCACCUCACAGCAAGAAGAUCGCUGGUUCGAGUCCCGGCUGGGUUAGUUGGCAUUUCUGUGUGGAGUUUGCAUGUUCUCCCCGUGUUGGUGUGGGUUUUCCCUGGGUGCUCUGGUUUCCCCCACCGUCCAAAGACAUGCGAUAUAGGUGAAUUGAAUAAACUAAAUUGUCCGUAGUGUGUGUUUGUGAAUGAGUGUGUAUGGGUGUUUCCCAGUACUGGGUUGCAGCUGGAAGGGCAUCCGCUGUGUAAAACAUAUGCUGGAUAAAUGAGUGGUUCAUUCCACUGUGGCGACCCCUGAUGAAUAAAGGGACUAAGCCGUAGGAAAAUGAUUUAAUUAAUUUAUUUAUUUACCCAAAAUAAAUGUUAUGUACUUUAUGUACAUUAUGUACUUUCACUACAACGGGGAUAAAAAUCAUGCUUUGGUAAUUUAGGCAAUAAAAUAUUUAAAGUCAAGAUUAUGAGAUUUGACUAGAAUUAUGACUUUACCUCAUAAUUAUGACUUUCUAUGUUUUUAUGUAUGUUUUAAGUAUGACCUAGUAUCUUAAAAUUAUGACCUAGUAUAUCAUAAUGUGGACGUUUUAUGUCUGUUUCAAAUUUCAUGUCAAUGUAGACUUUUUAAUCACAAUUAUGA